AUGUCGCUAAAACGUAAGUGUGAUUUUGAUCAAUUUGAUUCAUCUUCAUCAACAGCAUCAUUGUGUACCGGAGAUGGAUCAACAACAGCAUCAUCUAUAACAACAAAAUAUAUUAAAACUGAACCACUUCUUCAUCGAGUAUCAUCAAAUAAUAUUUUCUAUAACCAUAAUUCGCCAUCCAAUGAUCAUAAUGAUCAUGUCAAUAUCAGUAAUAGUUCACCUGUAUCAAAUACCCAAGAAUCACAUGGUGAUCAUAUUGAAUCAAAUAUUCAAAAUAACGAAACAAGCCUACCCACAUCACCAACAAACAAUAAUAAUAAUAAUAAUAAUGAUAAUAUUAAAAUUAGUGAACAAUAUUCAACUAGUAUAAUACCUUCAAAUGAAUCUCAUUCAGAAAUAAAAGAAACACCAUCUGAUUUAAACCAACCACAACGAAAACGUCGUAAAAAUAUUCCAUCAUCAAAAAUAUCUCGACCAGCAACAUCAUCAUCAUCAUCAUCAACAAUAAUAUUAAAUAAUAAUAUAAAACUUGAAAAAAAUAUUCCACAAUUACCUACAAAUCCAAUCAAAACAAUAUCAACAACAAAAACAAAUGCAACAAUGAUAUUUAAUUUAAUACGUUCAUUAUUAGAAGAAAAACAAUUUGAUAAUAAUGAUGAAAAUUUAAUAUCAACUAUUGAUUGUCUUAUUAAUAGUUUACAACAUUUACGUGAAAGAAUAAACACAAAUGAAACGAAUACUAAUAUUCAUAAUAAUAAUAAUAAUAAUAAUAAUAAUAAUGAGAAAAAUUCUUCAUUAAGAAAUAUUCAUAACGAUGAUACAAGUCCGUUAAAUUUAUCAAAACCCAAAAUAAGACAUCAAACACGUUUAGCAUCAACAAAUAGUGAUGAUAUGAGUCCAAGUACAACAACAGUCAGUUCACCAUCACCAUCAAAUCCAACUCUAUCAUUAGCAUCAACACUUUUUCCUUCACAAGCACUUUUUUAUGAGAAACCUUUUUUUCCUCCAUUUUCAGUUCCUAAUAUGACUCAAAUACAAAAUUACUUGAAAUUAUCAGUUGGAUCAGUACUUAAUGAUCCAAUAAAUAUGAAAAAUGGUGAAAAUGGUUCUUCGCGAUGUUCAUUACCACCUCCAUUUGUUGCUGGUCUAAAUAUGUGUACUUUUCCACCGACAUCCAAUCAUCUUUCACAUCAUACAAAUUUACCAACAUCAUCACACGAAACAGUAAAUAUGAAUAAUAAUAAUAGCCAUCAUAAUAACAACAACAGUCAUCAUUAUCGCGAUUUGUCUGCUGACAAAGAUUCGUCAUUAGCUCGUCACAUAUCAACAAAUCGAAAAGAACGAAAUCAUCAUCAUCAUCAUCAUUCAUCAUUAAAUAGUUUAUCAAUAUUAACAAAUACGAAUGGAAAUAAUGAAUCAAAUUCAACAGGUACAACAUCUUCAUCAUCAGCAUCAUCUAAUGAUCAUAUUAAACGACCAAUGAAUGCAUUUAUGGUUUGGGCUCGUGAAGAAAGACGAAAAAUUUUAAAAGCAUGUCCGGAUAUGCAUAAUUCAAGUAUAAGUAAAAUCUUAGGUGCUCGAUGGAAAGCAAUGAGUAAUGAAGAAAAACAACCAUAUUAUGAAGAACAAUCACGUUUAAGUAAAGUUCAUAUGGAAAAAUAUCCUGAUUAUCGAUAUAGACCACGACCGAAACGGACAUGUGUCAUCGACGGUAAGAAAAUGCGUUGGUCAGAAUAUAAACAAAUGCUAAAAAACCGAAAACAUAGUCCAUUUGAUGAUCAAUCAUCACCUGAUGGAAAUCAUUAUCUAAGUAUAAAAGAAGAUGAUGAUGAUGAUGUUGUUGAUGAUGAUGAAUGUAGUACAGAUGGUAGUGACAAUUCUCAAAAGGCGCUUAUUUUUGCUGAUUAA
Messenger RNA from Rotaria sp. Silwood1, 1908 nucleotides. The record is from the annotation of a GenBank genome assembly. Lineage: Eukaryota; Metazoa; Rotifera; Eurotatoria; Philodinida; Philodinidae.